AUUGUACUUGCAACAGAAACAAAACACGUGAACUUAACAUAACCUCAGCAGAGCGAAUGUACAAUGUGACAAUAUGAUGCGUGUCUAAAUACAUAUCCAUUGUAAAGUAUUGCCUUCUGCGGACAGUCUCUUCAAAUAUGUAUAUAAUGCAUAGCAAUUUGGAAGUUGUGUCCUAAUCGCUUGGGAAUAGUACGGAGAAUAAAUUCAGUCGAGCCAGUAGAACAGCAACUAGCAGAAUUCAGAUGUCCACUUUCGAUAAUUAUGUCCAUUGCUAAAUCUUUUUUAUUUUUUAAUAUGCUUUAGUCACACAUUUUACCUUCAAAUUUCGAGAUGAAGAUUACGGAUUAUGUGUUGCGAAGUUUUAGGGUUGCCAGGACGUUUCGGGAGAAUUCGCAGAAAGUCAACUGUGUGGACUACAGCCCAAACGGGGAGAGCGCAAUAUCUAGUAGCGACGACGACUCCAUUGUUUUAUAUGACUGUCAGGAGGGAAAACCCAUACGGACCCUUUAUAGUAAGAAGUAUGGGGUGGACCUUAUCCGUUACACGCAUGGGAAUGCCAAUACAGUGGUCUACAGCUCCAACAAACUGGAUGAUACUAUUCGAUACCUGUCUCUCACUGACAACAAGUACAUCCGCUACUUCCCUGGGCACACUGAUAGGGUUGUUGCUCUCUCCAUGUCACCAGUGGAUGACACGUUUAUCUCAGGCUCAUUGGAUAUGACCAUACGACUAUGGGACCUGCGCUCUCCAAACUGUCAGGGUCUCACUAAUCCUCUGGGGAAGCCUGUCUGCUCCUUUGAUCCCGAGGGCCUGAUAUUUGCUGCCGGGGUGAAUUCUGAGGCGAUUAAACUGUACGACCUGCGGUCUUUUGAUAAGGGGCCCUUUGCCUCCUUUGAGACCCAGUUUAGCCGCGCCUGUGAGUGGACUGGGCUGAAGUUUAGCAGGGACGGCAAGCAGAUUCUCAUCACCACCAACGGGGGUGCUAUUCGCAUUCUGGAUGCCUUCAACGGAUCUGUGCUGCACACUUUCUCAGGUUACAACAACAGUAAAGGCAUUUCAUUGGAGGCCUGUUUUACUCCAGACUCAGAAUUCGUCAUGAUCGGUUCUGAGGACGGGAGAGUCCAUGUGUGGAGCACUGAGAGUGGGAUGAAGAUCGCUGUUCUGGAUGGGAAGCAUUCAGGGCCAAUCAACACCUUGCAGUUUAACCCUAAAUACAUGACGUUUGCCAGUGCCUGUUCCAAUAUGGCUUUCUGGCUUCCCUGUGUAGGAGACUGAUAAAGGGGUUUGGCCAUAGACACCAGCUGUCAAUCAUUACUCAGGAUGCCUGACUCCUUUCAAGUACAUUGCAUUUUUACAAAAAUGUUUUUGUUGUCGUCUUGUUUUUUUAAACUGUGAGCAUUUCCGAGCAAUGUGUCACAAUGUUAAUAAGUAGACAGUUUUGGACUGUUAUAAUUCAGUGACAAAUCUCCAUCUGCUGCAUUUUAUCUGCUAAUACAUGUUCUAUGUAGUUUUCAGUAUUAUGUAUUUUGUACUGUUUUCUAAAAGUAUUAAAAUGUUUUCAUGUCUAA
Esox lucius (northern pike) is the source of this 1568-nucleotide messenger RNA. Its product is annotated as WD repeat-containing protein 82. Gene Ontology annotation, molecular function: chromatin binding; protein binding. The record is from RefSeq and is a predicted model, not a curated record. NCBI's taxonomy places the organism in Eukaryota, Metazoa, Chordata, Actinopteri, Esociformes, Esocidae. Bases 331 to 1275 code for a protein of 314 amino acids. The transcript is spliced from 9 exons. Gene Ontology annotation, cellular component: Set1C/COMPASS complex.